This is a messenger RNA of Chinchilla lanigera (long-tailed chinchilla), 1245 nucleotides long. RefSeq names its product zona pellucida binding protein (gene Zpbp). The record is from RefSeq and is a predicted model, not a curated record. Gene Ontology annotation, cellular component: acrosomal vesicle; extracellular region; zona pellucida receptor complex. Bases 94 to 1143 code for a protein of 349 amino acids. Lineage: Eukaryota; Metazoa; Chordata; Mammalia; Rodentia; Chinchillidae. The transcript has 8 exons. Gene Ontology annotation, biological process: acrosome assembly; binding of sperm to zona pellucida.
UCCCGCGGCCGCCCUGUAACUUCCGGCGGCGGGUGGGCGCGCGCCCCGUAACGACCUUCUUUUCCGAGGGUCGGCAGGUGGCUGCGGCGUGGCAUGGAGGCCUCGGCCCCCGGCCGGGCGUGGCGGGGCUGGCGGCGGGCCCGGGCCGCGGGCUGCCCACUCUCCCGGGCCACCAUCCUUUUCUUCUCCGCCUUCCUGGUGCGGGCGCCCUCCUCAGAUGGGUAUUUGGCUCUGUUGCCAAGAGGUUUUCGCCUGACUCAGGAGCCAGUGAAAAUAGUAGGAUCAUCACAUUUUCCAGUACAGGUCUAUGUUAUGCUCCAUCAACGGAGUCCACAUGUGCUGUGUGUUGACCAGCAACUUCGAAAUGCUGAACUUAUAGACCCAUCAUUCCAAUGGCAUGGGCCGAAAGGAAAAGUUGUUUCAGAAAACAGCACCGCGCAAGUAACCUCCACAGGAAGCCUUGUGUUCCAGAACUUUGAGGAGACCAUGAGUGGCGUUUACACUUGUUUCCUGGAGUAUAAACCUAACGUGGAGGAACCUACUAAAAACAUUCAGCUGAAAUAUAUUGUCUAUGCUUAUCGUGAGCCUCAUUAUUAUUACCAGUUCACAGCUCGAUAUCAUGCAGCUCCUUGCAAUAGUAUCUAUAAUAUUUCUUUCGAGAAGAAACUUCUUCAGAUUUUAAGCAAAUUGGUUCUUGACCUUUCCUGUGAGAUCUCCUUACUUAGGUCUCAGUGCCAUCGUAUCAAAAUGCAGAAAGCUGGCUUGCAAAAUGAAUUGUUCUUUACAUUUUCAGUUUCAUCUCUAGACACUGAAAAAGGACCAAAGACAUGUACAGGCAAUGAUUGUGAAUAUUUCAGAAGACUAUCUAAGGCUAGACAUCUCAUAGAGAGAUUUUUUAAUCAACAAGUAGAAGCUCUGGGCAGACGCGCAGAGCCAUUGCCUCAGAUAUACUACAUUGAAGGCACCCUCAGAAUGGUGUGGAUUAACCGCUGCUACCCAGGGUAUGGGAUGAACAUGCUGAAGCACCCACGCUGUCCUGAGUGCUGCGUGAUCUGCAGCCCUGGGUCUUACAACCCCCGUGACGGCAUCCACUGCCUUCAGUGCAACAGCAGCCUGGUGUUCGGAGCAAAAGCAUGUCCGUAGCCCGCUGUCUGGAGUUCUCCGGUGGCUUAUUCCAUGCAGAAGUAUAUUUUUGAGAUAUCAAAAUAUAAUAAAUCACUAUUAUGUAAAAAUUAAUUAAUCCUA